GAACUCAUCUAGGAAUAUUGCAGUUAUGUAGGACAAAACAGAAAGGUAUGAGUAACAGGGGUGUUUUUGGUGUGCUUUUGUGUAUGCAUGUAUUAUGUAUGCAUGAAUGUGCUUGGGUUUCUAAUCUUGUGGAAAAAAUUAAGGAACCACUCUCUAUUUUUAAACAAAUCUACGUUUUUAAAUCGUGGUUUAAUCGUGGUUCAGCUGGUGGAAGGUGAAGCUGAGCAGCAGGUUGCUUUCAGGUUCAGCACACAAGAACAAUGUGAAACAGGAGUCUGGGAACGACCAGAAACCAGGCAGGUAAAGGGCGGUAGCAACUUCCUAAUGCCAGAGAUGACCGUUAACUUAUCCGAGAGUUUCUCAUGAAUCGAUUGGAUGACCUCAAGUGUCCUUCAAAAGGAAUGGGAAACAUUAUGAGCAUGUAUUUUGGUGUCAGUGUUCAUCUGCUUUUGAUAGUCUUGAUUCAGUGAUUGGGAAUAUGAUGUGAUUUAGCACAUUAGAAUGAUAUCCCGAUUAAGACAGGAAUUCAAACGAGUGCAGGUAUAUGUAUUUCUUUUUAUGUAAGAAUAUGUGUCUUUACAUGUAUUGAUUGAUAUAUUGACUAGGGAUCUCAAACACAGACGUUCAACCAUCUUGCGAAAAAUUAUAUCAGAUACUGUACAAUGAUAAAAUACAUGACCAAAUACAAAAAUGCAAAACACACUGGGGCGGCAUGGUGGUGCAGUGGUUAGCACUGUUGCCUCACACCUCUGGGACCCGGGUUUGAGUCUCCGCCUGGGUCACAUGUGUGCAGAGUAUGCAUGUUCUCCCCAUGUCGUCGUGGGGUUUCCUCCGGGUACUCCGGUUUCCCACCACAGUCCAAAAUCAUGCUGAGGCUAAUUGGAGUUAUUAAAUUGCCCAUGUGUGAGUGACUGGUGUGUGAGUGUGCCCUGCGAUGGGCUGGCCCCCCAUCCUGGGUUGUUCCCUGCCUCGUACCCAUUGCUUCCGGGAUAGGCUCCGGACCCCCCGGGACCCAGUAGGAUAAGCGGUUUGGAAAAUGGAUGAAUGGAUAGAACAGUCUUUAUCCAAACAGCAGAACAAUUAGCAAACCCGCGAACAGAUGGUAUUUGUUGUUCAGUUACAUAGGAAAUAGAUUGGCAAUCUCACUGUUUAUUUUUCUCUUUCGUUUAAAUUCAGUUUUGUAUUUUGUAUUUGUGGCCACAUCUUCUCGGUUUGCUUACUGUUUGUUUUGAAAUCUGUGCAUCUGUUGACUCACUUUCUCUCUCACCUCAACAAGUUAUCCUGUCUGAAAUGAUAUUUUACGAAAAUGCUCAUUGUCAUCAUACAUCUCUCUCUUUCUCUUAGAGAACGCCAAUGGCACAGAACAACACUGCCUUCCCCCCUUCCUUACUCUCGUCCCCCUUCCACAAUGCCACAGGUGGGCAGGACAUAUUGGGGAAUGUGCCCACUGCUUUGGGGGCUCUCAUCCUGGUUCUGGCCUUUCUCCUCGGCUGCCCUGGAAACCUCUUUGUUAUAUGGAGCAUCCUUGCACGUGGCCAGAAACGCUCUGUUCCCACCCUCCUCUUUCUACACCUAGCCUGUGCUGACAGCUUUCUGAUGGCGCUCACACCAUUCUUUGCCGCCUACCUGGCGAAGCGUUCGUGGGAGUUUGGCAGCAUUAUGUGCAAGGGGCUGUUCUACCUGUGCAGCACCAACAUGUACGCUUCCAUCCUCCUAAUCUCACUCAUGAGCCUGUACCGACUGGUGGCGGUCAUUUGGCCCCAGCGUCUGAGCGCCAUCACGGGCUGGAGGACUGUACUGUGGGUUUUAGCAGGACUCUGGAUGCUGGUGCUGCUCUUGUCUUCCCCUGUCUUGAUAUUCCGACAGAACAGUGAGACUGAAGACAAUGGAAGUCGACGUAUAGCUUGCACCACUAAUCACACCCUUCCGCAGCAUGUUAUUUUCCACUACACCUUAGAGACACUGCUGGGAUUUCUACUGCCCUAUGGGGUGAUUGUGACCAACUACGUGUGCAUUCUGCGGCGAAUACGACAAACUAGAUUCCGCCGCAAGAUACGCAGUGAGAGGCUAAUCUUGGCAAUUGUGGUGAUUUUUGCAAUCUUCUGGCUCCCAUAUCACAUUAUCAACGUGGUGCAGAUAGCAGCUGUUCUGUGUCCAGUUUCUUCCCCCCUAAAAGCCAGGUUGGAUGUCAUUUGGCAGUCAAGCCGCACAGUCACAUCCGCCCUGGCCUUCAUCAGCAGCUGCGUGAACCCCGUGCUCUACUUCAUUGCCGGCAAGGCUUACAUCCAGAAAGCAGGCUUGGGUUUCAUGGUGCAGCUGUUUGAGAGCACCGAUUCGAGCAUCAAGAGAAGCCGGAAAAUCAGCCAGGAUACCCAGGAACAGGGGGGAGACAGGCAAAGUCUCUAGGAGAUAGAGUGCUUGGUCAAUGCAAAUGUGAAGGUUAAGCAAUAGCAGAAACGCCACUGCGAUGCUACUUAACAGUUUCUUAAAACAUCGUUUUUUUCCAUAGCCCCUUAUCAGUUUUCAGUUAUCGCUUAAUUUUUUUUUGUGGCCUACUCACCACAAUCCAUCCAAUAACAUGUGGAUGACUUGCAGCUAUUUUUCACCAUAGCCUGGUACGUUGUAGAUUCCACAGCUCAUAAUGGAACAAAUUAUCAAGAGGCUUGUUUACCUGAACAGGAAGAGCAUUUGUGCUAAUCAGAGACUGUAAGAUGCUCAGUAGAGGACUACACACAGGAACAGAACUUACUAUGAGAUUUGGCCAGAAAGCUGGCUUGUCUAUAUUAGC
Molecule: messenger RNA, 2788 nt
Organism: Brienomyrus brachyistius
Lineage: Eukaryota; Metazoa; Chordata; Actinopteri; Osteoglossiformes; Mormyridae
Product: leukotriene B4 receptor 1-like
Exons: 4
Coding region: 1354-2406 (350 amino acids)
Biological process (GO): inflammatory response; complement receptor mediated signaling pathway; phospholipase C-activating G protein-coupled receptor signaling pathway
Cellular component (GO): plasma membrane
Molecular function (GO): leukotriene receptor activity; complement receptor activity
Source: RefSeq, a predicted model, not a curated record